Morus notabilis is the source of this 441-nucleotide messenger RNA. RefSeq names its product translocase of chloroplast 34, chloroplastic-like. NCBI's taxonomy places the organism in Eukaryota, Viridiplantae, Streptophyta, Magnoliopsida, Rosales, Moraceae. The record is from RefSeq and is a predicted model, not a curated record. The transcript is spliced from 3 exons. The coding region runs from base 1 to 441 and encodes 146 amino acids.
AUGGUUGGUGAUCUUUACUUGAACAGCUUUCUUCUGAAUAAGAUAAUAGACGUCCUACUCUAUGUGGAUCGGUUAGACGCAUACAGAGUUGAUAACCUGGACAAGGAGGUUGUGAGAGCCAUUACCAACAGUUUUGGCAAACGAAUCUGGAAUCGAGCUUUAGAAUAUGUUAUUCUGAAUGGAAUUGCUUGGAUUUCUUAUUUAGUUGAAAAAAUCACGGAAGUGGCGUUGAAUGGAAGCAAGUCUAUUUUUGUUGAUACGAAGUUGAUUGAAGGGCCAAACCCCAAUGAGAGGGGUAAGACCUUCAUUCCUUUGAUUUUAUUAAUCCAAUUCUUCUUUGCCAUUAAACCAAUUGAGCGGGCAAUCAAGACGGAUAUUGCAAGGGAGAGCAGACCUGCAUGGGAGAUGCGGGAUGCAAGUUUGUUUAGCCGCAAGUUCUGA